AUGCAUACUUCGACAAUCGGCCUUUGGGCCUUGGCUGCCGGCAUCGUGUCGGCUAAGAGCUGCUUCAAUGCCACCGUGGAGGUCGAUAUCUCAGCCCGCAAUGGUGUCUUCGACAAGAUCAAGACCCCCGAGACCAACUUGGAUGCGACUACCUUCGCCCUCGCGUCCGCCAAGACUGGUGGUAACAUCACCGAGGAGGCUUUGUCGGGCUAUGCUACCGUUGGCGGGCGUUACAACAUCUCCACUCAGUACUGCAUGCCAAAGAACUCCGAGAGCGGCAGCCAUACGCUUCAGAUCCUGACCCAUGGAAUGGGCUUCGACAAGUCAUACUGGGAUUUGCCCUACAACAACUUCAACUACUCCUACGUGGACUACGUCUUGUCCCGGGGAUACCACACCUUCUCGUACGACCGACUUGGAAUUGGCAAGUCCACCCACGGCGAUGCGAAGAACGAAAUCCAGUCCUUCCUUGAGAUCGAGGCUCUGGCCGAGUUGACCCGCAAGGUGCGCGAGGGCAGUUUGGAGGGCGUCAAGAAGCCCUCCAAGGUUGUCCACGUCGGACACUCCUUCGGCUCUGCCCAAACUGUCGCCAUGUCCGCCAUGUACCCUGACCUUUCGGAUGCACUUGUCCUCACUGGGUUCUCCGCCAGCAUUGCCUCCAUGCCCGUCUUCCUUGCCGGUGCCAACUUCCAGCAGGCCAAUCUCAACCACCCCCCUGGAUGCCCCUCUACUCCUCGCCCCAGCUACAGCAGUGGAUACCUGGUUAACUCGGACAUUGGCACCAACAAGUUCCUCUUCUUCUGCCCCGGCAACUUCGACGAAGGCAUCUUGUCCUACGCCGAGCAGAACAAGCAGCCAAUGACCGUUGGUGAACUCAUGACCAUGACCGGACUGCCGACGUCCAGUGCCUUCACAGGUGCCGUGUACGUGAUCGAUGGCGAGAAUGAUAUCGCAUUCUGUGGUGGCGCCUGUUCCUACACCACCGACUCCUCGGCUUCCAUUCCUGCCGGCGUCAAGGCCGUCUUCCCCAAGGCCAGUGCUUUCUCGGCCUACGUCCACCCCGACACUGGACACGGCAUCAACCUGCACUACAACUCCACCGCUGCCUACAAGCAAAUUAACGACUUCCUGGGUGCCCAGGGAUUGAUCAGCGAGAGCCAUGAGCACGAGGCUCGUCACCACCACGACUUCUAA
This is a messenger RNA of Penicillium olsonii, 1194 nucleotides long. Lineage: Eukaryota; Fungi; Ascomycota; Eurotiomycetes; Eurotiales; Aspergillaceae. The record is from the annotation of a GenBank genome assembly.